Suillus discolor is the source of this 234-nucleotide messenger RNA. RefSeq lists its product as uncharacterized. The annotation marks the transcript as partial. The transcript has a single exon. NCBI's taxonomy places the organism in Eukaryota, Fungi, Basidiomycota, Agaricomycetes, Boletales, Suillaceae. The record is from RefSeq and is a predicted model, not a curated record.
CUUUUAACAAUGACUUCGGUGGAUGUCAAACAACUGUUUAGUCGUGGUCAUUUGAUACUCUCGCAUGUGCGAUCACAUCUCAAUGCUCAAUCCACUCGCACGCUAUUGUGUCUGGGCUUUUGGAGCCGGCUUAAUCUGGUCCAUACCAAAGAUGUGUUGUCUGUUAGUGCACUCGCUGACAUGAAAGGUGACGACAUCGAGAUGGAUGAUGGCUGGGACAUGAUUGAGUUGUAG